Molecule: messenger RNA, 3359 nt
Organism: Spirodela intermedia
Lineage: Eukaryota; Viridiplantae; Streptophyta; Magnoliopsida; Alismatales; Araceae
Source: the annotation of a GenBank genome assembly
AUGAUUCGGUCCGCUCAGAAAAUCCUUCCUGUUCUGGCCUUGGUCCUUGCGUUGAGCUUGCAGUCGGCUUCUGGUCUUAGGUUCGUCAUAGACAGGGAGGAAUGCUUCUCACACCAGGUCCCAUAUGAAGGAGACACUGUCCAUGUGUCCUUUGUGGUAAUAAAAACAGAGGGCUGGGGCUAUGGAGAUGACGGCGUGGAUCUUGUGGUUCGUUUCUGCUAACCCUAUAGUCGAUUUUAUCUAAUGACUUCACAGGAACUUUGUGUUUUCUCUCAGAUAAUCUCCCAAAGUGAGUGACCGAAUAUUGUUGUUGAACGUAGAAAAAAAAAAAUGCUAGAGAAGUAGCCUGAUUUCUCUUUCAACUAAACGCUGUGGAAUGAAAGCCAUAGAUGUUAGAGAGAGUUUAUUCUGCAAACUAGUUGGUGGUGGGGGAAUCUCGUUUGGAUCGUAUUUCAAGUGGGUGUACAUUUCUCUUUUGUGUUCAUCGUUUCAUCCCUCUGUUAAGAAAACCUAGUGCAAUGAAAAACCCUAGAGGUGAGGGGUUUGUCCUGCAGAAGUAGCUGGUGAUGGGGAUUUACUUGUGAUCAUAUUCCAAUUAGGAAUAUAUUUCUGAUAUGGGUUCAUAACUUGAAAGCUGUAGAUUUUCAGGAAAGAAGCAAAAAUGGAACUUUUUUCUAUGAUUUUUUUAGAAGACCCCCCCUUUCAUUUUUGGCAAUCAUGCAAAAUGCUAGAAAUAUACUUAUCAAAUGAUUUAUGAUCUACAACGAUCUUGCUAGAAUUCUGCUAAAAUACCUUCUGGAGAAUGAAAGGCUUGAUAAUCAGUAGCCAGAACUUUUGCUCAAAAGGCUCACUAACUCCACAUUAGCAUGCGACGUUACUGAAGCUUCUUCAGGCGCCCAUCCAUCUUCCCUUCACCACCCUUCUUAUCAUGGUUAUACCCUUAACCUUGUCAUGAGUAGGCUCUCCUACUUCUCCCCCCUCAGGCUUGGAUGAUGCAGCACCUGCUUUGCUACCAUGUACAUACCCUGUGAAUUAAUCUCUUGGUUUUAUCAUGUCCUAUUGGAUAAUUGCCUUGUUAACGACUCAACUCUCGAACACGAGUGCCAAGUAUGGUAUUUUAUCAACCCAAUGCAACCAGCCUCCCAACUUGUGCAAUGCCUCUGGCAUUUCAUUUUUCUUGUCAAUUGCUACGACCCUGUCUGUUCUGCACAUACUGGAAUUUUAUUACAGGAUAAAGAAAAGUCAAUACUGGUGUUGCAUCUGAAUGAUCAUCAAUGUUCCUGUAUAGGCUAGACCUAUUGCUAUCUACCUGCAAGGUUGGCCUUCUAAUAUCCUUACUCGUGGCCAUUAAUAGGAACUGUCCAGUUGAAGGUUUUAAUAGAGAUCAAAGCCUCGAUAUGUCUAAGAACUUUUGUAUGUAGUUCCUGUUUAUUUUUUCUCAUGCGAUUUCUGUUUCCCCUGGAAACAUCAAGAAACGAUAUAACUGUUUAUGUGAUCCAACGGUGAGUAGUUUAUGUCAAUCUAUUGUGUUGAAAAAAUGUUACGAAUUAUUCAGAUUGAGGAACGAAUUUUAUUAAAGAUUAGCCUAGAUACCGAGGGAACUUAUAUAUAGAUAUUUUGACCUUUGUGGAGAUCAGAUUUGAUUGCUCAUCCUAUAUAUACCCUUUGAGGAUGGGGGUAAAUAAUUUAUUUUUCCUAUAUGAAUAUGAUCUAUCAGAUUAGCGAAUGUGUUUUGGCUCUCAGGGGCCCGUAUUAUUUAUGGAAAUAUUUCAAAGAUGAAUAAAGUUUGGUCCAAAAAUACGUUCGAUUUUCUCUUCUUUUUAUUUUUUUCCGCUAUAAAGUCAGGUUUGUACCCUUAAGCCGUAAAUCUGUAAUCUCGGGCUCCCAAUAUAUCUUCCCUGCUCAAGUCCAUGCACCAAAUGGAAAGAUGUCGAAGAUGAAUGAUAGUCUGGGUCAGAAUUAAAGGGGAUAGAGAGUCACUGAUAAAUUUUGCUAUUAUUAGUUCCAUCCUGCAACCGAUUUUCAGUUUGAUGCAAUAAAGACUUAUGAUGAUCACGAUGAAUUCUUUCUUGUGUUAUGAUUCAGAUCAAAGGUCCUUCAGGUGAACAAAUACGCGAUUCCCGUGACAAGACGAGUGCAAAGCUUGAUUUUACAGUCCAGAAGAAGGGGGUCCACCGCUUCUGUUUCACUAAUAAGUCUCCCUACCAUGAGACCAUCGAUUUUGACAUCCAUGUCAACCAUUUUGCUUACUUUGAGCAGCAUGCAAAGGACGGUAAGAAUAUGUUCUAGAAUUGCUUACCAAUAUUUCUCAAUUUAUUUAUUUAUUUAUUUAUUUUACAAAGCUCAAAGCAGUGAGAAUUUUCGACCUUUCGUAACUGUUCUUUCUAUUUAUUGAUGUCAUGAAGCUUAUAACAUCAACAGUAUUCAGACUUUCAUAAUUUCUCUUCAUUUAUUAUUUCAUGAAGCCCCAAAAAAUAUGGUCGAUACUCAGACUUUGGUGAUAUGUUUUCAGAGCAUUUUGCUCCCGUCAUUGAGCAAAUUGGCAAACUCGAGGACGCCCUCUUUAACAUUCAGUUCGAGCAGCACUGGCUUGAGGCGGAAACAGAGCGUCAGGCAAUAUGUAUGUUUUCGAGUUUCUAAAUUAGUUCUUCCGCUGAAAUAAAAGUCCCAUUUUUUGCUGGAUUUUUUUUUCUUAUUUCGUCUCCUUUUUUUAUGUAUCACGUUUAAUUAGAAAAAAAUCAUCCCAGAUUAAUCAAAAUGUAUAAAUUUUUAGCUUAUUUACUACUUCCCUGAUGGGCUUAUCCUAGAACAGCUUCAGGGGGGCAUUCGUCUUGGUAAUAUCCUUUAUGAUAUAUAUUUUUUAGCGCGUUAAAAACUAUAGAAAUAAAUUUGUUCUUCCGCUGAAAUAAAAUUCCCAUUUUAUGCUAUUUUUUCUGAUUUAUUCUCUUUUUUUGUUAUGUAUCACGUUUCAUUAAAAAAAUUCAUCCCAUAUCAAUUAAAACCUAUUAAUUUUUAGCUAAUGUACUACUUCCCUGAUGGGCUUACACUAGAACAGCUUCAUCUUGGUAAUACCGUUUCUGAUAUAUUUUUUUAACACAUUAAAAACUGUAUAAAUAAUUUUUUUCAUUCAUAUACUACCAAAAAAGUUUACUAUUUCAUAAUUUCCCAAUUACCAGUUGGAGCAUAUUGUCCAUUAAAUGAUAUCAUAAUUUCCAAUGGUUGCAGUGAACCAAGGCAUGAGCAAAAGGGCCCUCCACAAGGCCCUUUUUGAGUCAGCGGCGCUUAUCGGAGUCAGUGUCCUACAAGUCUAUCUCCUCCGCCGUCUCUUCGAGCGGAAACUCGGGUCUUCUAGGGUUUAA